Messenger RNA from Sus scrofa (pig), 12795 nucleotides. NCBI's taxonomy places the organism in Eukaryota, Metazoa, Chordata, Mammalia, Artiodactyla, Suidae. The record is from RefSeq and is a predicted model, not a curated record.
UCUGGCCCCGCAGGCGCGUGCCUGUCAGCGUGUGGGGCGCGCCCUGGGGCUCCCGGGCGUCACACCCACUUUCCUUAUUAGGGCAGAGUCGGGAGCCCAGAGCUGGCGUCUGGGAGCGGGGUGGGGCGGGAGCCCUGGGAGGCGACAGCCGAGGGCGCAGCCACAACCUCAGCCGCCUCCGAGCGGUAGGAGGGAGCAGCAGCUUGCUGCGCUCAGAAAGGCCACUUUGCGGGGACCCGGCUCCUCUCGCCCGGGAGGAGACAGGCCUCCGCGCCCUCCGGGUACCCCUGGUCCAACCCUCUUGCCACGACAUGGAAGAAUUUUUGCAACGCGCCAAGUCUAAACUGAAUAGAAGCAAACGCUUGGAGAAGGUCCAUGUGGUUAUUGGACAUAAAUCGUGUGACUUGGAUUCUCUCAUUUCUGCCUUCACAUAUGCUUACUUUCUGGACAAGGUCAGCCCACCUGGGGUUCUCUGUCUGCCUGUGCUGAACAUACCAAGAACUGAAUUCAGCUACUUCACAGAGACAAGGUUUAUUUUAGAAGAGCUAAAUAUCUCCGAGUCAUUCCACAUAUUCCGAGAUGAAAUUAAUCUGCAUCAGCUACACAACGAAGGGAAGUUAUCUAUAACCCUUGUUAGCAGCAACGUGCUGUCAAGUGAGGACAAAACUUUGGAAUCAGCAGUCGUCAAAGUCAUUAACCCAACUGAGCACAGCGAUGCCGACUUUGAGUUCCGAGAGUCUUCCUCCUCUCUGGUGGUGAAAGAGAUUCUCCAGGAGGCUCCUGAGCUCAUCACUGAGCAACUGGCUCAUCUGCUCAGAGGUAGCAUCCUUUUCAAGUGGAUGGCCAUGGAAUCUAAGAAGAUCUCAGAAAAGCAGGAGGAAAUUCUUUCUACCCUGGAAGAAAAAUUUCCUAGCUUGCCUCCAAGAGAAGACAUCAUCAACAUCCUGCAGGAGACCCAGUUCAGCGCUCAGGGUUUAAGUAUUGAACAGACAAUGCUGAAGGAUCUCAAGGAACUUUCAGAUGGAGAAAUAAAAGUGGCCAUCAGUACUGUGAACAUGACCCUUGAGAACUGUACAUUUCACAGCAGUAUCACCAGUGAUUUGAAAGCAUUCACAGACAAGUUUGGUUUUGAUGUCCUCAUCGUCUUGGCCAGCUACUUGUCAGAGGACCAGCAGCCCAAACGACAGAUCGCUGUGUACUCCGAGAACCUCGAGCUGUGCAGCCAGAUUUGCUGUGAACUGGAAGAGUGCCAGAACCCUUGCCUUGAGCUGGAGCCCUUUGAAUGUGGCUGUGAUGAGAUCCUGGUGUACCAGCAGGAGAACCCUUCAGUGACUUGUGAUCAGGUGGUUCUCCUAGUCAAGGAAGUCAUCAACAGAAGGUGUCCAGAGAUGGCCUCUAACAGCCGCACAUCCUCCACAGAAGCGGUGGCAGGCAGCGCCCCACUUUCCCAGGGAUCUUCCGGGAUUAUGGAGCUGUAUGGGUCUGACAUAGAGCCACAGCCUAGCUCUGUCAAUUUCAUGGAAAACCCUCCAGAUCUCAACGAUGCUAACCAGGCCCAGGUGGAUGUCAACGUAGACCUCGUUAGCCCAGAUAGUGGGUUGGCCACCAUUAGGAGCAGCCGCUCAUCCAAGGAGAGCUCGGUUUUCCUCAGUGAUGACAGUCCAGUGGGAGAAAGUGCUGGGCCUCACCAUAGCCUCCUCCCUGGGUUUGACUCCUACAGUCCCAUCCCAGAAGGGGCAGUAGCAGAGGAGCAUGCCCGAUCCGGAGAACACGGUGAAUCCUUUGACCUUUUCAACUUUGACCCAGCAUCCGUGGUUUCUGGGCAGUCCCAGCCAUCUUCCCAUUCUGCAGAGUACUCCCCAACAGAUGACUUCUUCCCCAACAGUGAUUCACCAGAAGGCCAGCUCCUUGCAGGGCCCAAAGGACUCAAUGGGAUGGGGAUGGUUGUGUCUGAUUACUCAUCCAGUUCUCUUUUGUCCGGGGCUGGCAAAGAGAGCCUCGUGGAAUUCAACACAGAGUAUGUCCAGAGCCAAGAAAGUCCCAGGGAUAACGCUGAAAGAAAUUUGAGCCUGACAGGUUUUGUGGGAGCUGAAUCUCCUUCACCAGAAAGUCUGAAAAAUGUUGGAAAGAGGGUGCCACCAACACCUAUGAAUAGCUUUGUAGAAAGCUCCCCAUCCACUGAAGAACCAGCUCUACUCUCUCCGGAAGAUAUGACCCCCCAAACCGUCAACCCAGGUCACACAGAGCCACCUCCGGCCCGGACACGGUGCAGCAGCUGGUGGGGUGGUUUGGAAAUUGACUCUAAAAAUAUUGCAGAUGCAUGGAGUUCCAGUGAACAGGAAUCUGUCUUCCAGAGCCCUGAGUCCUGGAAAGAUCAUAAGCCAAGCCCAGUUGAUAGGAGAGCAUCAGAUUCUAUAUUUCAACCAAAAAGUCUCGACUUCCCAAAGUCAAAUCCCUGGGAGUCAGAAUUUGAUCAGCCUGGGCUGGGCAGCACUAAUAUUCAAGACCAAUUUAAGGACAACUUGCAGUUUCAGAAUCUGCCUCAGGAGAAAUCGCAUUCGCCGCACGCCUCUCCUCAGGGCACAAACCACCUGAUAGAAGACUUUGCCGCCUUGUGGCGUUCUGAUCGCUCUCCCACUGCCAUGCCUGAGCCGUGGGGAAACCCCACAGAUGAUGGCGAACCAGCUGCUGCAGCAUCAUUCCCAGCCUGGAGUGCAUUUGGUAAAGAAGAUGACGCCAAAGCUUUGAAAAAUACCUGGAAUCUGCACCCAACAAGCGGUGAGAUGCCUUCUGUGAGGGACCGGAAUGAGUGGGCCAUGGCCAAAAGCGGGUUUGCUUUCUCUUCAGAAGACCUCAUGGACGGUUCACCCAGUGAGGCAACUAAUGAAGCAAUUCCAGAAAUCUGGGGCAAGAAGAACCAUGACGCCGGGGAGGAUAUUCUUGUUUCUGGAAAUACCAGAUCUGAUCUGGAUCGUGCAUGGAAUAGUUCUAAGUCGGCAAAGGAAGAUCAGAAUGUUUUAGUGGAUCCAAAAAUUGAGGGGAAGGUAUAUGACAGUGGAGAUUCCUGGAACCUUUUUGAGGGGAGUAACAAGAAAGGAGGGUCAGAUGUCAUAGCACCAUGGGAAGAUUCCUUCUUAUAUAAGUGCACUGAUUACAGUGCAUCCAACAUCGGGGAAGACUCAGUGCCUUCCCCGUUAGAUACCAAUUACUCCACCUCUGACUCCUUUACUUCACCAACGUUUGCUGGAGAUGAAAAAGAAACCACAAACAAGCCAUUUGCUAAAGAGGGAGCUUUCGAGUCACAAGAUGAUAACUCUCCUGCAGGGGACAUGGGUGUGCCUCCUCCGUCACCACAGCAGCCCCCCAGAAAUCGAAUUAGUUCAGGUCCUGGGAACCUGGAAAUGUGGGCUUUACCUCCGGCAGGUGAUAGCUCUGAAAAAAAUGCUGCUCACAGUCCAGAUAAGGAUUUACUUAAGGUAGAGCCCACAGAGGACCAGAAUAUCUCCAUGGAGGAGGACAUCGGGGAAAGCAGCCAGUCCAGCUACGAUGACCCCAGCAUGAUGCAGCUGUACAACGAAACAAACCGCCAGCUCACACUCCUGCACAGCAGCACCAACUCCCGCCAGGCAGCCCCUGACAGUCUUGACCUGUGGAACAGAGUGAUUCUGGAGGACACUCAGUCCACCGCGACCAUCUCAGAUCUGGACAAUGACCUGGACUGGGAUGACUGUAGUGCUGGUGUGGCAAUCACCGGCCAAGGUCAGGCACAAGGGUACAUGGCUGAAGGUACUGAACCCGAAACCCGAUUUUCAGUGAGACAGGUGGAACCCUGGGGUGUGGAGUAUCAGGAAGUACACCAGGUAGACUGGGAAGUCCCAGCCUCUUCUGAGCACAGCCUGAAUACUGCACCCAAUGAAAAUCACACACUGAAUGAAAAAAGUGGGCAGCUGAUCGCGAAUAGUAUUUGGGAUUCGGUCAUGAGAGAUAAUGCCGUGUCAUCAUUAAUGUUACCGGGUCCAUUGUAUGUUACAGAUUCUGAAGAAAACAAGUCACCUCCUGAAACUUCUAGUUCAUUAGAAAAAAUUAAGGACAGUCACAUCCCAGAGGUGCUGGGAACCUCUGGAGCCAAUGAAUCUGAAACACUUGAUUCUGACAAGCAGAACUCGUGCAGAGGAAGCCCUCCAAGUGAGACAGUGUAUUUGGUGACUGGGCUUGAGAGUCCAGGACAUUCUGCAAGUUCAGAUCCCUGGAGGGGUCCUCAUUAUGGACAAAAUGAAAUUGACAAAGAAGCUCAUGGAGGAGCUUCUGAUAGGGAGUGCCCCAGUGGGGAGGAGCUGGUGGAUAGAGCCUUGGAGGCUUCUGGGAAAGGGCAGGGUGGCCAGGAAUGUGCUUCCCCAGCUGCAUCUGAUCAUCAUGAAAUCUGUGAUGAAUCGGGCAAAAUCAGCCCUCUUUUAGUCCCUUCCAGUCCUCAGACCGAGAAACCCCAGGAGGUACUAGAGCGUGAAGAGGGGUCUUACACUCCAGACCCCUGUGUUCAUACAGAGGUGUCCACAGAUGAUCUGCCGGCAAAAGAGACCCAAGAAGAGUACCUCGUGAAUCACAGAAAUUCAGGUGAAACGACUGAAGUUGCAGGCAGGCUGAAUUCCACCAAAAAUGUAUCUUCGCUCAAAAUGGAUCUGGAGAAAACUGAAGAAUGUUAUAUUGUAGAGCCAGAGAGAUUGAACCAAGAGCCACCUCAUGAAUGUCCCCAAAGCCUUGACAUUGGGGAUGGCCCUAAAGACAAUGAUGUGCCAGUCACUUGUGCAAGUCCUGAGCUAACUGAGAGUCUUGAACUUGAGAAUACUGGAAACAGCCCUCCAGGAGCCAAUUUAUCAGGAAAUUAUGACAGAGAGAGUAUCUCUAGUGAGUAUACACAUUCAAGUGCAUCCAGUCCUGAUCUAAAUGAUUCUGCAGCUGCAUUGCCUUCUUGGGACCAAGUACCCAUCACUGAGCAUCAAAAGGAGAAUCAAAAUGACUGGAGUACACAGAAUCACCAAGAAUCUGAACUCAUUACUGCUGAUGGUCAAGUUGAAAUAAUCACCGAAAUGAAUAGCCUGGAGAAAAACAGAAUGGACGGGUUUGAAAAGCGCUUAGAUCACAAGGUUCCUAAAUUUUUAGAGAUUUGGAAUGACUCAAUCGAUGGCGAUUCCUUUUCCUCUUUAUCCAGCCCCGAAACAGGCAAAUAUUCUGAAUAUUCAGAUGCCUGUCAGGAAGGAAAUCUCGUGGUUAGCCAUCAAGAGAAAAGUGAAUGUGAUUUUUCUGAAACUGUGCAGCCAGGGGAUGCCAAGUUCAUUUCCACAAGCUCGAGUUCUGAUGAUGAGAGUGCAGGUGAUGAAGAGUCAGUGGAGAAAGAGAUCCAUUCGACCACUUGCCAGGUUGCUCAGAGUGAACCCCGAUCUUGGAAUUCCAUGAAUGAAUUGAAUAAGUUCUUGGCCACAGCUGAUCCUAAGUCUGAGGAAUUCCCUGCCUAUAUAGGCAGUCCAGGACCAGCAGAGGAGAAUAAGUCAAACCCCUAUGAUCCUCAACAAAGCAGCCCUGAGCACUGGAGUUUUUCACCACUAAAGGAGACUGAAAUUCAGGUUCCAGCAGCAGAUGAGGAGACAAGGUCUUCUCCAGAAACAGGGAGGAUGGCAGAUGUCAUGUGGCAAGUAGCUCCCAAAGCUGAACCAAGGAAUGAAAAGUACUCUAAUUUAGAAACGGUUGGCUUCUCUGCUGAGAGCACUGAGUGGUGGAAUGCCUCUAAACAGGAAGGGCAGCCGAUUGAGAGUGCCCUUGAAAGGGAAUUAUCUAACUCGAGUGCUGUGUUAGAGACGGAUUCCUUGGAAUGCCAGAACAUGGGGCCCUGGGGAGUACCCACAGGCAAUGCUGAAUCCCUGGAUGUGCAUUGUACCGAUCCUUUUGGUGAUAAACAUCCAUCCCCCUUUCUGGAUGAUAAUGGAAAGAAUACCCAUGAGCAACUUUGGAACAUUCAGCCAAGGCAGCCAGACCCGGAAGCUGAUCAGCUUAGCCAGCUCGUAAUAUUAGACCAAAUGAAAGACAAGGAUUUCAGAGAGCAAACCUUCAUGUCUUCGCCUGGUGACAAACUCGCCUCUGAAAUACCUACUCAGGAGCAGUGUCAGAAUACAGUGCCGCCUGCCUGGAAUCAGCCGGACCCAACAUUUCCUCCCAUAGAUGAAAAUGAAUGCAUUAUAGCCAGUGUAUCCACAGCUGAGUGUCAAGAAACAAAUUGGUGGGAAGACGAAAAAUCGUAUACCAGUGAAAUAACAAAUUCCAGUCUUGCCUCUGAUGAUUUCCCCAUUGUCACCUCUUCUCCCCAGUUGAUAAAGAAGCCAAGCUCUGAAUGGGCUGAAUCUAAUCCCCAUGAAGGCCCCCAAGGCACGUUCAUUCCAGAUAUUUUACAUGACAACUUCCAAGAGGGUGGACAACUGGCCUCAGCUUCACCGGACUUGUGGAUGGACGUCAAGCAACCCUUCAGUUUGAAAACAGAGGGUGAGAAUCCUGAUAUACUGACUCACUGUGACCAUGACAGCAAUCCCCCAGCUUCCAACAGCCCUGAUGUAUGUCAUGAUUAUGAAACAAAGCCAGAGACUAAGCAGCACAUCAGGGUUGGGCUGGGACCUGAAGGGGAAGCUGGUGAGUUAUAUCUCACCGAGCUGAAGAUAGAUGAAGAAUCCGGUCAGGAGCCUGGGCAGGAAUGCCCCACAUAUUCAGAACCACAUUCUGCAAAUGCAAUUCCGCUGCCUCCAGCCAGUGAGCAAGCAAACAUGGAUGCUUCAUCUCAGCCCUCUCACAAAGCUUCUCCUGAACCUUCCGAAAUAAAUGAUGGAAACGAUACAGGGUUAAAAGCAUCUGAAAGAAGAGCCAACUUAGAGUUGGUACCAGUUUGACCUGUGGACAGAACAACGUCAGUGAUUGAAAAUGUGGGAACUGGUAUUUGUGUAACUUACCAAGAGCCGACUGUGGACAGCACUGACUCUUGGAUGUCAGAAGGCUUUUCUUCUGAGAGGCACACAGAUGCAGGGGCCUUCUUGGACCAUGAGCAAGCUUUUGCUGCUGAGAAUCCUGCCGUGGUUGCCGAAGCUUUGCUGGCCUCGGACACUUGUCUGGAUGUAAGUGAAGCUGCCUUUGACCAUAGUUUCAGUGAUGCCUCAGGUCUUAACACAUCCACAGGAACAAUAGAUGACAUGAGUAAACUGACGUUAUCAGAAGGCAAUCCCGAAACACCAUUUGAUGGGGAUGCAGGGAAGCAAGAUAUCUGUUCAUCUGAAGCCUCAUGGGGUGAUUUUGAAUAUGAUGUCAUGGGUCAAAAUAUCGAUGAAGAUUUAAUGAAAGAGCCUGAACACUUUGUCUAUGGCGGUGACCCUCCCUUGGAAGAAGAUGCUCUGAAGCAAGAGCUGGCACCUUACACACCUCCCUUUGACUUGUCCUAUCUCACGGAACCCACUGCCAGUGUCAAAACCACAGAGAAAGCUGAGACUCCAGAGGAUGAGUCCCUGGAGAGUGAAGUAGCAGAGAUACUGCUUUCUGCCCUUCCUGAUCAGAGAAGCAAGGAAAACCAUGCUGGGACCAAAACCAGACAGCCUGGAAGGCAGCUGGUUGAGCUGCAUAUUCAUGAAGACCCCGAGUCCUUCUCUUCUCCUGUCCCUGUUGACACCAACACUGAGCUGUCUCCGUCAAAUUUUGACUGGGAAGUAGAAACGGAUCGCUCAGAUUCACCAGCAGGUGGAGACAUAGGACCACCAAAUGGUGCCAGCGAGAGAAUGUUAGAGGUGGAAGAAGAAAAAACAAUUUCCACUGAAGAGCCUGAGCAGAUAACGUCAGAAUGUGGGGAAGAAAGGUACACAGAGAAGAAUGAAGGUCAUCCUGCACCACCAAUGGAUUACAUACUUGUAAACCACGAAGAAAAUUCGCCCCCACAGCCAGAGGCCUGUGAAUCAAGAGAAAGCACAUCGCAGUUAGAAGAGCUUCAGAUGGAUUCCAAAGAAACGGGGCUGCUAGCAACUCAGCUGGCAAACUUGUCAGAUACCUGUCAGCUUGCCUCCUUAAAAGAGAGAAACCAUCUUUCUGCAGAGAGACCACCUUCCAAAGAUGGUGAGAAGUCAUCUUUUGAAAGCCCUGGGCAAGACCAGAGCUGGAUGGUCUUGGUCCACAGUGAGGUUGGUGAAUCAUCAUCAGAAAUGAGAGACACAGGGCCUGGACAGUCUGGCCAGGCUCUGGAGCCGGCCUCUGGUCACAGCUUGGGCACAGGCCCCCAAAUGCAGGUUCUGGGAGAAAUGAAGCCUGUAGAAUCUUUAACACUAGAGGAAGCCUCUGGUCUGGGCAGCCAAUCACAGAAGAGCAAGAGCCGAGGCAGGGCUGGCCCCGAUGCAGUUAUGUUGCAGCCUGUCACCCAUGACAAUGAAUGGGAAAUGCUUUCACCACAGCCUUCUCAGAAAAACAUAAUCCCCGAAACAGAAAUCGAGGAGGAGACAGAGUUUCUUGAGCCUAGAACAAGGAAACCAAGACCAAACGGACUGUUGUCAGAGGAUGAAGGAAUGGACAUCCCCUUUGAGGAGGGAAUGCUGAGUCCCACUGCUGCAGACAUGAGGCCUGAACCUCCUAAUUCUCUGGAUCUUAAUGACUCCCAUCCUCGGAGAAUCAAACUCACGGCCCCCAAUAUCAAUCUGUCUCUGGACCAAAGUGAAGGGUCUAUUCUCUCUGAUGAUAACUUGGACAGUCCAGAUGAAAUUGAUAUCAAUGUGGAUGAACUUGAUACCCCUGAUGAGGCAGAUUCUUUUGAGUACACUGGGCAUGAGGAUCCUACAGCCAACAGAGAUUCUGGCCAAGAGUCAGAGUCUAUUCCAGAAUACACGGCGGAAGAGGAGCGGGAGGACAACCGGUUGUGGAGGACCGUGGUGAUUGGAGAACAAGAGCAGCGGAUUGAUAUGAAGGUCAUCGAGCCGUACAAGAAAGUCAUUUCUCAUGGAGGAGACUCAGGAUACUAUGGGGACGGCCUAAAUGCCAUCAUUGUGUUUGCUGCCUGUUUUCUGCCAGACAGCAGUCGGGCGGAUUACCACUAUGUCAUGGAAAAUCUUUUCUUAUAUGUAAUAAGUACUUUAGAGCUGAUGGUAGCUGAAGACUAUAUGAUUGUGUACUUGAAUGGUGCAACCCCAAGACGGAAAAUGCCAGGGCUGGGCUGGAUGAAGAAAUGCUACCAGAUGAUUGACAGACGGUUGCGGAAGAAUUUAAAAUCAUUCAUCAUUGUUCAUCCAUCUUGGUUCAUCAGAACAAUCCUUGCAGUUACACGACCUUUUAUAAGUUCAAAAUUCAGCAGUAAAAUUAAAUAUGUCAGUAGCUUAUCGGAACUCAGUGGGCUGAUCCCAAUGGAUUGCAUCCAUAUUCCAGAGAGCAUCAUCAAGUAUGAUGAAGAGAGAGCUUAUAAAAGAAGUGUGAGACUGGAUGAAGAACUGAGGGAAGCAUCAGAAGCAGCUAAAACUAGCUGCCUUUACAAUGAUCCAGAAAUGUCUUCUAUGGAGAAGGAUAUUCAUCUGAAGCUGAAAGAAAACUCUAGGUGGCCAUGGCUGGACGAAGAUGCUUCUCUGCUUCAUGGUUCUGUUUAAACAUAUCUACCUGGAAGAGACAGGGCUGAUGGUACUUUUUUUCCACUUUGCACUACCUGGUGCCAUUCUAAAUUUCUAAGGGGAAAAACAGUAAGAGAAUUUGUUUACUCUUAACAUGUUUUGUGAAACUGUAUAUUUUGCUAUUUUGCCAAUGAUGUGCCUCAGAGAUUUCAGUUGAACUUUAGCAAGAAAAUAGGACCUUCCAUUUCAAUAUUUCCUUAACCCUUGGUGGUGCAGUGGUAUUUUGUUUCUUAGACUGGUGUUGACCACUAAGCUAACUUCAGUCCACUCAGCAUUGGGUGUGGAUUUGUUUCCAUAGAUUAGCUGGAUUUCUCCUCAGUGAUCAACUUAGAUUUAAAAUACAUAGGGCUUAACUCUCCCUAGGAAAGCUGACCACAUAUAACUCCACCUUUAAGAUCCUAAGCUUGCUUAAGAUAGCCAUGAACUAGACACAGAUGUGACACCACCAUCAGCCAAGUGCCCACUUGUUUCCUGUCCACAUGAAUCAUCUCUAAUGUCUCUAAAGGAAGCCAGGCUUCCUAAUUCACGUGAAUUUUUUAGCUAGCAAACGGGGCGUCAUGUUUUCUGUGAAUUGGUCUUUUUAAAAAUCAUUUCUCCAAUGGAUGUUGAAGAUAUCUACACUGAAAAACUUAAGGAACAAUGUCCUUAUUUUUGGUAGCUGUCUGUGCUUUAGCUUAUAAACUUAGUUCAAGAUUUUACAUUUUAAGUGCCAAGGCCUCAGUGUAAGACGGCCACUCAGAAAUUCAUUAUUUGGUAAAUUCAGUUAUCUGAAUUGCUCUCUCACAUGCGUUAUAAAAAGUAAUCUGCUUUAGCCCUCUCCCAUCUAAUCACCGGUUUAAAAUUAAAUAUGAGUAUGUACUAUCAUUUGGAAAAUAGUCCCUUAUAGUCAUCAUAUAACUUUAAAAUACCAAUGUGACUUAGAAUCUGUUGGCCUUGGACAGAAAGAGGGGCUGGUAGAUCCAGAGCCCCCACCUGUUUCUAUAUGGCCUUCUAGUCAAGAAUGGUUUUUGUAUUUUGGGUUGAAAACAGUUUUUUUUUUUUUUUAAUAUUUCAUGAUGCAUGAAAAUGAUUCAAACUUCAGUCUCCAUAAAUAAGGGUUUAUUGAAACAUGGCCACAUCUCUUUGUUCACAUACUCCAAGGCCACUCUUGCACUAGAGCAGCAGAGUUGAGUAAUUGAGGCAGACCACAUGGCCCACAGAGCCUAAAAUAUUUCCUCUUUUUAUAGAAAGCAUUUGCUGAGCCCUGCACCAGCAUGUACAUCCUGGCCCCUCCCCUUUAGUAUUCAGAUAUUGGUUUCUCUUAACAGAAUGCACAAGUAGGGCUGCGAACUCCCUUACUCUUGAAAAAAGAAAAUUUUGGCAUCCAAAGUCAUUAAAAUGCAAGGAGUCCCAACCAUGAAAGCCUGGCUUGGGUUGUGUUUAUGGGACCCAAAGGGAAUCCUACUCACAGGUGUUGCUGAAGUCCCAACCUAACUUUGGGAACUAUUCUUGGUCUCCAGUAUCACCUAUUACUAAUUAGCUAGCAAAAAUUCAAAUGUGGUCAUGAAAGGGGUGCCACCAUAGUGUUAGGGUAGUGACGACAUGCGGGAGAGCCAUCGGGAACACUCAGCCCUGGGUAGACACCUUUGCACAGGUGACUGAAUUUCACUCCCCUCCUUUGCUUCAUAUCCAUCCCCCCGCCCACCUUCCAGACACGCUCUCAUACACACAGGUCAGCUGUCUUCCCUCUAUAAGCCACAAUUUUCUCUGCUCCCCCCGGGGUCUCUUUCAACUUAGUAUCCUGGUAAGCCAUUCUUGUUGGGUCUUCUUCCUCAUAACAUCUGGGUUGUCUGAGAGAAAACCCCUGGAGCACGUCCUCUGCCACAGCCCACCUCCACCUUUGGCAGCCUACAUCAUGCCUCUCCCAGGACUUAGCGUUGCCCUAAGCACAAUGACCCGAUUUUCCACUGUGUUUACCCAGUUGGUUCACUGUUGCCCUAGCAUAAUUAUUAACAAUGCUUGCUAUGGCUCAGACAUGUCCCAUUUUGGAAGAUGAAUGAUAUGGGCUCCUAGACACAGUAAGUAAUGAAGAAUCCAGUGUUGAGCUUAGCACUGCGAACCUGAGGACAUAGAGCUGUCCAUAAAGGGCUCUUGUCAUAGGUCAACCAGACACGACCAAUCUCAUCAUUCACGCCUUUGAACUUGUCCAGCCUGUUCAUGGGAGGCUGCUCUGGUUACAGGUAUGCUGUUUGAACCUUCAUCUUCCUACAUGGAAAUGAUGAGCAUCUUCCCAGUCAAUGAUUUUGUUUGGGCUGUUCUAUGGGCUGUAUAACCAUUCUGACAGUUAGGCAUCUGCUAUCUUAUUAUCUUAAAUAGACAAAUUAAUUUAAUUGCACUUGCUAGAUAAAAGCCUCCAUGUAAAUUCAAACCAAAUAAAUAGAAUCCUAGAAGAAUCCUGAAAGAACAUCCCUCAGCAGAUAGGUAGACAGAUGUAAACAUCCACAUCAUUAGCUAUCUAGCUCUUGCAUUCUGAGCAUUCUUGCUUUGGUUCUGACUUCUGGGAAUUAUUUGCACUUUUCCUAUAGAUUCGGAGUUAAGGGAACCAAGGGGUCAUUGGGGCAAACGUAUUGUUUUCCCAAAGUGGCAACUGCUAUUCAUUUAGCUCCUUGAUCAGGAGAAAGAACAAAAAUCUGGACAGGGAGUAAGAAAGUUUGUUUGAAGACAAUGGCUGGGGGUGGAAGAAAACCCAGAAGUUCCUUUUGAAGCCAUACAAUGUUUUAGGGGGUUAAUCUUCUAAGACAUGCUCUGACCUAUGUGGAGAAGUCACUAUUCCAAGACUUUGUGUUACUAAGGUCUCAUUUUAAGUGUUCAGUUAUGGUCCUAUGUUUGCAGUCUUCAUCUAGUCACGAUGCCUCUGUAGUUUGCUCCCUUAGAAACAUUUAGAUGUGCACAAAUUAAUCUUUUAUAUGUUUAAAGGAUUUUUCUACUGUGUAUUGGAUUGCUCAGAAUAAAGUAUCUAUUAGACCUUUGUUUUAGUAAAUAAAUCAAUAAAUUCUACCUAAAUAGUGUGAAUACUAUAAAAAAUAUGUAACAACACAAUAUAUUUAAGUAUAUAUAGCCUCUCUGUAUAAUUCAGAAAUAAAAAUUAAUUCCACAA